AUGCCAGCCUCUUUGUCUGCCCUUUCGGAGUCAGAAUAUACUACGCUCGGCCGGAAGGCCAUCAUGAAAUUGGAUUCUCGCGUGAUGCCCUGCAUGGUCAUCAUGUACAUCUUGAACUAUCUAGACCGACAAAACAUCGCGUCCGCAAAGCUGGCAGGGAUCGAAGAAGAUCUGAGCAUGAAUGACGUACAAUACCAGACAUGUAUCAGUAUUCUGUUCAUCGGCUACAUCUUGAUGCAAGUCCCUUCGAAUAUCAUUGUUGGGAAGAUUGAACGUCCGGGGACGUACAUCUGCAUCUCGAUGGCAUUGUGGGGUGUCAUUUCUGGGUGUAUGGCUUCCGUCAAAAAUUACUCAGGGAUCUUGGUUUGCCGAUUCUUUCUUGGGUUUGUCGAGGCCAUCUUCUUCCCGGGGGCGCUGUUCUACCUGUCCCUGUUCUAUAACAGAAAGCAAUACGCCCUCCGAACCGCAAUCUUAUACUCCGGGUCCCAGUUGGGGAACGCCUUUGGGGGGCUUUUUGCGAUCGCGAUUCUGAAACUCGAUGGCGUGCAUAGAUUGGCAGGAUGGCGAUGGCUCUUUCUGGUCGAAGGAGUUGCUACUGUCGGCUUAGCUUUCAUCCUUGCUUUUAUUCUGCCAAAUUCACUGAAGUCGCUGCUAGGCUUCAGCGAUGUGGAGAAGGAGUACCUGCAGUGGAACUUCGAAUCGGACCAGGGACAACAAGACAAUGCGGAUGAGGUCGGAGCGUGGAAGGGGGCUAUGAUGGCCCUGGUGGAUCCUAAGACCUGGUUCAUGAUGGGGACCCUGUACAGUAUAUAUAUUUGUGCUGCCGUUACCAACUUUUUUCCGUCGGUCGUCGCCACGCUGGGCUACUCUCGGAAUACAACAUACGCACUCACAGCACCGCCAUAUAUUCUAUCCGUAGUCGCAAUGAUUAUCAAUGGGUUCCAUUCUGACAAGAAGCAAGAGCGGUAUCUGCAUAUUAUAUGUCCGAUAAUCGUCUGUCUGGUGGCCAAUAUUAUCGCCGUAUGUACCCUCAACACCGCAGCGCGAUAUGUUGCAAUGAUGCUGAUGCCUGCAUCAUUCUAUUCGGCCUCGACCAUUCUCUUGUCAUGGGUUGCUGGCUCUAUCUCACAGCCCUCCAUCAAGCGGGCAUCUGCCAUAGCCUUGAUCAACGCGAUCUGCAAUACUCCCAAUAUUUGGGCUUCCUAUUUAUACUUCUCUGAACCACGAUAUCUCGUUGCAUUUGUGGUCAAUCUUGCCGCGGCCGCUUUGACCAUUGCGCUGGCUACAGUAACGAGGGUGUAUUUGCGACGACAGAAUCAGAGGCUGGAUAGUAGCAUGGAUACGGGUCGGAGUGGACCGACAGAGGCUCAAAAGGCUGCUGGGUUUAGAUAUACAUUGUGA
Messenger RNA from Aspergillus pseudonomiae, 1401 nucleotides. Its product is annotated as major facilitator superfamily domain-containing protein. Gene Ontology annotation, molecular function: transmembrane transporter activity. The transcript has 8 exons. The record is from RefSeq and is a predicted model, not a curated record. Gene Ontology annotation, cellular component: membrane. The coding region runs from base 1 to 1401 and encodes 466 amino acids. NCBI's taxonomy places the organism in Eukaryota, Fungi, Ascomycota, Eurotiomycetes, Eurotiales, Aspergillaceae. Gene Ontology annotation, biological process: transmembrane transport.